This is a messenger RNA of Antrostomus carolinensis (chuck-will's-widow), 3300 nucleotides long. RefSeq names its product latent transforming growth factor beta binding protein 2 (gene LTBP2). The transcript is spliced from 26 exons. The annotation marks the transcript as partial. Gene Ontology annotation, molecular function: calcium ion binding. The record is from RefSeq and is a predicted model, not a curated record. NCBI's taxonomy places the organism in Eukaryota, Metazoa, Chordata, Aves, Caprimulgiformes, Caprimulgidae.
CACAACCUGUGAUUGAGAAUGGGCAGGUGGAGUGUCCCCAAGGAUACAAGAGACUCAACCGGAGCCACUGCCAAGACAUCAAUGAAUGCUUGAUGCCAGGCCUGUGCAAAGACGCUGAGUGUCUGAACACCCGCGGCAGCUUCCGCUGCACCUGCAAGCCUGGCACCAUGCUGGACCCAUCCCGUAGCCAUUGCAUCUCGGACAAAGCAGUGUCGAUGGAGCAGGGGCUGUGUUACCGCUCAGCAGCCGGAGGCGUGUGCUCCUUCCCCCUCUCCCACCACAUCACCCAGCAGAUCUGCUGCUGCAGUCGUGUCGGGAAGGGCUGGGGGAAGAACUGCGAGGAGUGCCCUGUGCCCGGCUCAGAAGCCUUCAAGGAGAUUUGCCCAGCAGGACAUGGCUACACCUACUCCAGUUCUGACAUCCGUCUGUCGAUGAGGAAGGCAGAGGCAGAAGAGUUGCCCUUCAGUUUGGAAGAACAAGGGGAGAGCAGCAACUGGACGUUGGACUGGGCAGCAAGGAGACAGCAACUGCAUGACAGCCUGCGUGGGAGCAUCCUAGAGGCAUUCCCCCACCCUGGCACCUUGGCAGUAGAGGGUGAAAUUUCUUCUGUUGCGCAGGGUGCUGCUGAUGCCAUCGCAGAGCCCACCAUGCGCAGAGAGAAAGAGGAGUCCUGGCGAGGUCCUCCCCAGCCUGGCCCCACCACCACCUGGGAUGCUGCUGCUCCAACACAGAUGCCAGCUCAGGGCUCGGGGGUCAGCGGUUGUGCCUCUUCACCCCUCUCCUGUGGAGCCGGUGCUUGCGUGCUCAUCCCAGAGGGAUACAGCUGCUUGUGCCACCCUGGCUACACACUGGACCCCAGCCGCCUCCACUGCAUCGAUGAAGAUGAGUGCCUGAAAGAUCCUUGCGCUGGAGGAGGUCGCUGCAUCAACAGUGUGGGCUCCUAUUUGUGCCUCUGCUACUCUGGGUACAGCCUGGCUGUCUUGGAGGGCAAGCAGAUCUGUCAGGAUCGAGAUGAAUGUGAACAGCCCUCUACCUGCCGGGGACAGCGAUGCAUCAACACUCCCGGCUCCUACCGCUGCGAGUGCAAGGAGGGCUUUGCCAUGGGCCCCAGAGGACAGUGUGAAGAUAUCAACGAGUGCGUGGAUCCCAGCCCUUGCCCCCAUGGGAAGUGUGUCAAUACUCUGGGCUCCUACAAGUGUGUCAGCUGUGGGGAUGGCUACCGGCCCAGGAACGGGAGAUGUGUUGAUGUGGACGAGUGUCUUGCGGAGGGGACCUGUGCUCAUGGACGGUGUGUCAACCUAGACGGCUCCUUCCGCUGUUCCUGCUACCGGGGCUAUGAGGUGGCACCUGACGGGAAGAGCUGCCAAGACAUCGAUGAGUGCGCUGCCCGGGCUGCCUGUCCCUCUGGACUCUGCCUCAACACCGAGGGCUCUUACUCCUGCAUGGCUUGUGAUGCCGGCUACGCCGUGUCCAGAGAUGGCCGCACAUGUGAAGAUGUGGAUGAAUGUGAGGACCCUGCUGUUCAGUGCCUGGGGGGGGAAUGCAGGAACACCCCGGGCUCCUACGAGUGCCGCUGCCAGGCUGGCUUCGAGCUCAUCAAUGGCACCGUGUGCCAAGAUGUGAACGAGUGCCUGAACAGCGAGAUCUGCAGCCCCAACGGCGAGUGCCUCAAUGGUCAUGGAUCCUACUUCUGCAUUUGUGCUCCUGGCUUCUCGAAUGCAGCUGGUGGAGUCAGCUGCCAAGAUGUGGACGAAUGCACAGACAAGUCCCGGUGCUCACAAGGCCAGUGCCUGAACACAGAAGGCUCCUACAGGUGUCUGUGUGAAAAUGGGUUCAAACACUCCCAGGAGACUGAUGACUGCGUGGACGUGGAUGAGUGUGAAGAGUACGGGGAUGCCAUCUGCGGCACAUGGCGGUGCCAGAACAGCCUGGGCUCCUACCGUUGUAUCAUGGGCUGCCAGCCCGGCUUCCACUGGACCCCCUUGGGUGACUGCAUCGACAUAGAUGAGUGCGCCAACGAGACGCUGUGUGGGAGCCAUGGCUUCUGCGAGAACUCAGACGGCUCCUUCCGCUGCCUCUGUGACCGUGGCUAUGAGAGCUCGCCCUCUGGCCACUACUGCAUUGAUGUGAAUGAGUGUGAGAUGAUGGUCGCUGUGUGCGGGACUGCGCUCUGCGAGAAUGUGGAGGGAUCCUUCCUCUGCCUCUGUCCCAGCGACCAUGAGGAGUAUGACACAGAGACCGGGCAGUGCCAGCCCCGAGCCACCAUGGAGGGCUCCGAGACACAGGCAGCCCACCUCUCUGACAGCGCAGAGCGCAAGCAGUGCUACUACCACAUCAGCGAUGUUCGCCUGUGUGACAGCGUCCUGGCCAAGAACAUCACCAAGGAGGAGUGCUGCUGUACUGUGGGGGCAGCCUGGGGUGACAACUGUGAGACUUACCCCUGCCCCAUCCUGGGCACAGUGGAGUACCAAGAGAUCUGCCCUCUUGGGAAGGGCUAUGUUCCCCAGGAAGAUCUGCUCACAGGAAAAGUCUCUUUCACAGACAUGGACGAGUGUGAGACGUUUGGCUCUGAGUUCUGCCGUAAUGGACAGUGUUUGAACACAGUGCCGGGCUACAAGUGCUUCUGCCGUACAGGCUACUUCUAUGACUCCAGCCGGCUCGAGUGUGUUGACCAGGACGAGUGUCAGAACGAAGUGUACUGCAUCAACGGCGAGUGUCUGAACACGGAUGGCUCCUACCACUGCUUCUGCAGCCUCCCUCUCGUGCUGGAUGCCACUGGCAACCGGUGUGUGAACCUCUCCAUCAGGGCAGAUGCCUUGGAGGAGUAUGAAAUCCACCUGGAUGUCUGCUGGCAGACUGUUGCCGACUACAUCUGCCAAGACCUUCUGCACGGCGAGCAGACCACGUACACCGAGUGCUGCUGCCGGCUCGGUGAAGCCUGGGGCCAGAACUGCGCACUCUGUCCACACAGGUCCUCCGCUGAUUUUGCUUUCCUGUGUAACGGGGCCAGUGAAGACAGUGAGAGAGGCUCUGAGCUCCGAGAAAGACAUAGGUAUGAGUAUGGACUGGGUUUGGAAGACCCCCACUAUGGCCUUCCCAGCCCAGAUAUGGGCCCCUACUACAACUACCUGGAGUCUGAGUACGGAAACCCCGAUGCUGGUUUCCUUCGGAGGGAACCCAACAGCGAGUUUCGCGGCAGCCCUCUCCACCAUGGCCCAGGGCGGUCCCCACCCCGCUACCUGCCCAGCCAAACUGGCCUCUACGAGGGCUUUGAGGGGCUGCAGGCUGAAGAGUGCGGGA